Molecule: messenger RNA, 3803 nt
Organism: Cuculus canorus (common cuckoo)
Lineage: Eukaryota; Metazoa; Chordata; Aves; Cuculiformes; Cuculidae
Gene: P2RY2
Product: purinergic receptor P2Y2
Exons: 4
Coding region: 362-1438 (358 amino acids)
Biological process (GO): phospholipase C-activating G protein-coupled receptor signaling pathway; blood vessel diameter maintenance; positive regulation of mucus secretion
Cellular component (GO): plasma membrane
Molecular function (GO): A1 adenosine receptor binding; G protein-coupled purinergic nucleotide receptor activity; G protein-coupled UTP receptor activity
Source: RefSeq, a predicted model, not a curated record
GCCCCACGUCCGGCCCCGUCCCGGCUCACACGGGGCUGGAGGAGCGGCUGGAGCGAGCCCCGGGCAGGAGCGAGCCUCGGGCAUGGCGCUGCCCCCGCCGCCCGCCUGAGCGCAGCGAUCGGCGCGGAGCCCGCGGCUCGGCACAGCCCGUAGCUCCUGGUCUCUAAGAUCCUGUGCUGGAUUCAUCUCUCCGUCACCCAUUUCCAGGGGCUCUCCAUAACAGGGGACUACCCCAGUUGUGUCAACACUCAGUGCAGUGAGACCAUGGUCUUCUUAAGUAUGCGGUGUGCUGGCAGGAGGCACACACCGCCACCUCUUGGGUCAUUGUCACCCGCACUGGGAUAGCGAGCUGUGCUUUGUGAUGGCAAACCUAACAACUCCUCCAGCCUGGACCAGAGUCAUCAACAGUUCUGUGGACCCAGAUGGCGCAGAAGACAACACCUACAAGUGCAUAUUUGAUGAGGACUUCAAGUAUGUCCUGCUGCCCAUCUCCUAUGGCAUUGUGUGUGUGGUGGGGCUCUUUCUUAACCUGCUGGCCCUCUACCUCUUCAUCUUCAGGAUCAAGACCUGGAAUGCCUCCACCACAUACAUGUUCAACCUGGCCGUGUCCGACACACUCUAUGUGGUCUCCCUCCCCCUCCUGGUGUAUUAUUAUGCCAUGGGGGACAACUGGCCCUUCAGUGUGGGCUUGUGUAAGAUAGUGCGCUUCUUAUUUUACACCAACCUCUACUGCAGCAUCCUUUUCCUCCUCUGCAUCAGCAUCCAUCGAUUCCUGGGCAUCUGCUUCCCACUGAAGUCGCUGCAGUGGGGACAUGUUCGCUAUGCCCGGAGGGUGUCAGUCAUUGUGUGGGUGGUGACCGUUGUGUGCCAGUCACCCGUGCUCUUCUUUGUCACCACCAGUGUGAAACGUGACACCAUCACCUGCCAUGACACAUCCAGCAAGGACCUCUUUGGCCAGUUUGUCAUUUACAGUUCAGUGAUGCUGGUGCUGCUUUUCUGCAUCCCUUUCCUCAUCAUCAUCAUUUGCUACUGCCUAAUGGCCCGAAGGCUGCUGCAGCCCACACGAGGGAUGUCCCGGCUGUCCCGAUCCAAAAAGAAGUCGGUCAAGAUGAUAAUCAUUGUCUUGAUGGUCUUCAUCGUUUGUUUUCUUCCUUUCCAUGUCACUCGUACCUUGUACUACUCCUUCCGGAGCUGGGACUUGAGCUGUCAGACUCUUAAUGCUAUCAAUUUAGCCUAUAAGGUGACUCGUCCCCUAGCUAGCACGAACAGCUGCUUGGAUCCUAUUUUGUAUUUCUUAGCAGGACAACGAUUUAUGAAGUUUGCGGGCAGCAAAAUGCCAUGGAAGACUCAGAAUGAAAUGGCUCUGGGCAUUGUGCCCAGCAGUCACCUGGGAGCCAGCAAUGACACAGACACAUUAUCCAAGGAUGUGAAAUCCUAGUUCUGCUCUUGCGCAGCCAGCACUGUCUCCACCAUAAAAGAGUUUACCCCAGAUGUGAAGGGAGGUCAGGAUGCUAUGGGGCCCGAGGCUUUUGGUGUUUGUGGUGCUUUGGUUUACACCCACUUCAUCAUGGUCUGUGUUAAAUGUGCUCCUUCCCUGUCACCAUCUCAAAACAAAUUUUCUCAUGAGAGUGCUGCAGUGCUUAUAUACACAUGCCCUGGAUCUCUGCCUGUUCAUCCAAGCCUGCCUCUCUGUUCAACGCUGAAUGGCAUCUCUCCACCCGUGAGGCUCGGUGACCUCUAUCAUGGUGGCAAAUCUGCUAAAAAAACCCCACAUCCUGAAUGUCUUAGAUAAUUUUCUUGUGUGCAGAAGGUCCCCGUGAAGAAAUUUCAUUUGCCUUUCUCUGGGUUCCCUAACAGAAAUGUAGUUUCUCUCUGCCUUGGCAAGGGAGAAGAGGCUUUUGCUUGAUGAGAAGAGUCAGCUGUGGUUCUGCUAAACAAGUUAAUGAAAAUGUCAGGUGCAAACACCACCCACAGUGGGAGGGGGUCUACCACAGCUCUGCAUCCCUGAAGAAAUGUUGUCCCAGCUUCAAAUCCCAGCAUCUGCUGACAGAGCCAGGAGAGGACCCUUAGCUCCAGUCCAAGGGCUGGCUUCUCCUUAAGAAGGGUGCUGGUGGACCUUUCAUCCCACUAACAUGUACUGGCACCACCCCACUGGAUUUUACUGGUACCAUAAAGCAGGUUCCCUUUAGGAUUCUGCAGUGGGGUCAGCAUCUUCCAAAAGACCCAUUGGUGCUUCCCAAGAGCAACAUUCACCCUUGAAAAGCUUUUAGGAACCUGUAGCUUUCUUUCAAUAGCUGACUUUAAUAAUCAUCUCCAGCUUAUUAAAAUUUAGGGUGAGCUUUUCAUGUCUUGUUUUUAGCCUCCAUACUGACUCAUAUUUCCAGCAAAGAAGCAAAGACUGUUGCUCAUCCCCUUGGCUGAGUGCUGCCACAUCCUUAUUGCUGCUCAGAGGUGACAGCCCUCUGCAACCUUUAACAGCUUGCUGUGACCCAAAAUGCUGCCCGGGUGUUGCUGCCUGGUCUCCUCAUAAUCUAAAUAAUUCCAGUGGUCCACUGAAGGCAGUCAGUAUAUUCCUUACUGACAGUGUGGACCUUCUCUGGGAAAUUUGGCACUGUUAAACCCUGGAUUUAGGAACCAUACCAAUAAAAGUGAUGCUAAGCUUAACUCCAGUCCCAUCUGGAUCUGGCUUUGCAUUCCCCCUCAGCCAGGACAGUUGAAAGUAAACUGGAGAAAAUAGCCACAAAAUACUUCACAAGGUUCACUUGAUCCUUUUCUCUGUAAUUGUUGGGUUAGAAAGCCAACAGCCCAGGUCCAUGGUUUCCUUGCCCAGCUUUGCCACAAGGAUGCUGAUUCCUGACCCCAAAAAUGAAAAUUGCUUGUGCUGCAACACUAGGCAAGUCGUAGUUUGUAAAAGUAGUCCUGGCUCUAUUUUAGGAUGAGGAAAAAAUAUUUGAUCCUGGUUUAGACCAAUUCCUCAGACCUCUUCUUAUUUUCUCCCAUCCCUCCUUCUUAUGAAGUGGCUCAGGGGAGAUAAAAGUUUAACUGGCAGAGUUUGGCCGAGGGCAACUGGGAGGUUCUUGUGGUCCCAGGUUGGUAGAAUCAUGGUCUCAUGGACAGCUUUCAUCCCAACCAACAAUGUCCCAACCACAGGAGGCAAGAGAGGGGACUGUCUCACGUCUGAGCACCAUUGGUUAAGAAAAAGAGGACAUUUGUAGGGUGGUUCGUGGAUAGAUUUGGGUUAAGAUAGGAUUUGCACUAUGGCAGCACCUUUCUUUCCUUGUGCCUGUGAAAGGAGCUUUGCUGUGAAGGGUCACAGCAUGUCAGCAGAGCAAGACAAAUAACUAGAAGUUAAUUCAACCAACGCGCUGAACUGGUACAAAUAUUACUCCAGGCCAGGUCUUGCCUGGUCUGCCACACUUGCCAAAAAGCAGCACAGACACGAAGUUACGUGCUCUGAAUAAUUCAACAAAAACAUGCUCAAAGUUCACUCCUGCUGUCCUGCUCGGUGAUCCCACCUUUCUUGGAGCUAGCAUCAGCCACUUUCAAACUACUGUCUUGGACAACACUGCCAGUCACAUCAAGGGGGUCCGUCUGUUAUCCUGAUCCCACGCAACAUAGUGGCACUGUUCAGUUGAAGAGUGGAUGGAGAGGUACCAACUGGAAAUUUAUAUGUAGAAUUUUAUUUUGUUUGUAAAAGCACUAACUUACACUAAAAAAGUGAGGUUUGUGACAACAACUGUACAUUUUUAUUUUUGUAAAAUGCAGACACCUCAGAUUUCUUAUUGUAAAUAAAUUUAUAUCUA